AAAAACUUCUUGAAAAUCAAAACGGUAACCUCAUUGCCUCAAACCUCUUUACAACCCAAAACCCCCUAUUCUUUUCUUCCGUCACAUAACUAUCAAUACUGAAAGUGUCAAGUGUCACAUCAAACAACGUUUUAGGAAAUGGAAAAUUAAUAAGUUAAUAUUAUUAUUGAAAAGGAAAGUGAUAAAAACGGGCAACAUGAGGUUCAUGGACAAAUUACCGACGGUUAUAAGCUGUUGCUUCUGUUGUUUCUUAAGAGCUGGGACUGUUAUGAUAGCGGUUUUCUCAUUUAUUGUAGGAGUUCUAUUCGCACCAAAUGUAAGUCACUCGCACGGCUACUGGGAUAUGAACCCGGUACUCUCGAACUACGGCUCGCUGACGGAGACCACAGCUCAAACGACAUUGGGGAUAGCUUCAAUAAUGCUGUGUACUGUCAGCGUUUUGUUAAUGAUCGGAGCUUGCUGUAAUAUUCCCAUAUUAAUAGAGAUAUAUCAAUGGGGCGCCAUCUUGUACAGUUGCACCGUGGUUCUCAUGUUCUUCAUAUUGGCUGUGUUCUGUUUCUUCGUGCAUACAAACUGUAUGAUAGCUGGCGGCGUCCUGUGUAUAUUAAUUAUAUGCGAUGUUUUGUUGACAGUGUACUUCAUAAUAGUGACAAACAGUCUCAGGAUGUCACUGCAGUUCCUGUCGAGUAGUGACAUAGUGAUUUGAGUAGGUUUAGACCCCAAAUUAGUUUUGUGUUUUGUGAGUAAAGUUUUGGAAACUAA
Molecule: messenger RNA, 762 nt
Organism: Trichoplusia ni (cabbage looper)
Lineage: Eukaryota; Metazoa; Arthropoda; Insecta; Lepidoptera; Noctuidae
Exons: 4
Coding region: 197-706 (169 amino acids)
Source: RefSeq, a predicted model, not a curated record